CCUGUGCCGGAGGGGGCCAGAUAGGGCCACGGCGGGAUUUAGUCUGCAGCAGCGGUUCCGGUACGGCCACGCGCUGGCGAGUGCAGGGUCCGGGCGUGUGCGAAGUGCUGCGGCUGGGACGAUGGCGCCGAGCUGUCGGGCCGUAGCACUGCUGCACGUGGCGUGCCUGUUAGCGGCGGCGCGCUUUGCGGCCUGCUCCGACACGGUGCUCCUGCGCCCGCGCGGCUGGCCGCAGGCGGAGUGCGAGCUGUCCACGGAGCACGGCGCCUCCGGGGGCCAGCAGGGCGACGACAGCCGCGCCGACUUCUGGAUGCGUGGCUGGCUGUCCCGGCAGUUCUACCGCUGCCGCCUGGACGCCACCGACGACGUCCGCGCCGGGCUGUUCGCGGCCAGCCAAGGAGGCCUCCUGCCGCUCACCGCCAGGUGGACCAUCAACCUCAACAAGUUCCGCAGAUCCCACUGGCCGGACAACUACCGGCUAAUGAGCGCGACGAGGACGCCGCAGUUCGACUGCCUGGCCGGCGAGACCCCCCUGCCGGGUCCCCUGUUCCCGCUCACAGCCCGACGUCCCGGCACCCAGUGGCACAAGUGCUUCCCCGUUCCCGACAAGCACCACGGCGACCGCUUCGUCACCAGCGACGGCCUCGUCACCAUAUCGUUCCAUGGCGGCGCGCCGACCGUCGUGUGUGGAGUCUCCCGAGAAGUUCAGCCCACCUCGCUGCCGCUGCGCGCCAUACUGCCCCUCCCGUACUCGUGCUUCUUCGCCACGUACCUCGACUUCCCGUCCCUCUCCGACCCUCCGGCGAGCGACGUGUUCCAGAAACUGGUCGCGGACAAGUGGGUUUGUCCGUUCUCCGGCACUUUCCCACCGUUCCAGUGCUGGCCGGCGGCGGACGACCCGAGCAGGCCGUUCGAUUUCGACGUGCUCUUCGAUGGCAAACACGCACACAGGUGUCUUUUCCAGACACUUUGCGGCGAAGGACAAGUCUCUACUGUAGCCUCGGUAUCGGACUAUUCCAGUGGGGAUAUGGAAGUCACUAAAAGUGACAGCUUUCCUUCCACAUUACACACCAAUCUCGAUUCUCUCCUCGUAUCUAAACUGAACUUCAGACCCACUGGUGCAGAUGGAAUGCCAGACGAGGUAACCAUGCCGUCCUUCUCUGAAAACGACAUAACGGGUUUUUAAAUACAACUCUUUCAAAUUUCUGGGCAGCUACCAGUUACAGGGCUGACACAAAUUUGGGCACACACAGUAAUAAGACUGUUCAGAUCACUUAAGGGGGUUAGGACGUCAUACGGGCCGACUUGGAGCAGAAGAGGCACCACAGGACAUUUUAUUUUCUACUGUCUAUACUUUUACAAAUAAAUUCAUACAACUUUGUCAGCACCACCAGGAAGGAUUCAGGAUUCACAUUCAUAGCAGUGGAAGUGCAAAAACAUAGCAAAAUAAUUUUUUUUAGAUAUGAAAUGUCAUCAUUUUUUCACUUACUCUUGGCUGCAUUUAUUGCUAUAGGUACAUUUUUCUUCACAAUUAAGAGAGAUUCUUUGAUGAAUUUUGCACAGCAUACAAACCAUACUUACAGGUAUAUGAAACCUUGUGGAAACAAUGAACCCAUUGACCAAGAAUUAGGGCGUAUAUUAAAACAAAAAAUGCGCUUUCAUUCAAAUAUAUUUACAGAAACAUGACGGUAAAAACUUUUCUUGGUGUGAUAUUUUUACAUUAAUAACUUCGCUAGCGCAAAAGUGAUGGCCUCUCAGAAACACUUCUCAUCCGAUUUUAAGGAAACUAUUCACUAAAAAAAGACUGAAACUUUAAACAUCUCAUAGUCACAUAUGUUAGCUUGAUAAUGAACUGACAAUCUUUUCGUAAUUCGUUAUGUUUAUGGUUCAACUUUGAAAUGAAGUAAGCCAUUGCAUGUGCUUAUUGAGAAUUUUCAUGUUAGUACUAGUUUACUUUUGGUUUACGUAAUAUAAUACAUUAUUGGCUUUGAAAUGUAGCUAACAUAUCAAAGUUCUAUUUAGAGUUUGCCCUAAAGUGAUAUCUAUUUUUAUUCUCGAGUUAUUAGUUUGUAUGUGUGGCGUAAGGUUAGUGUGAGGUUCAUCCAAUUCUGUACUGCACAUUGUAUAGGACUGAAAUAAUUCUUUAACACUUUGAACUGAACUACCUAAAAAAGAAGUACCUAUUUUCCUUUCUUUAUAUACAUGGCAGCACUAUGUAGCAUUGAAGCCGAGUACAGUCAGAAUCGACCUGAAGCAUUUUAGAGCUACAAAUAAUCGUGUCGAAUGAGGCUCAACAUCGGAGCGGAAAACAAAAUUUGCAAUGUUGAGCCCCACUCGACCGGGGAGUGGAAAGCGUUAAACACUGUGGUAAAAAUUGAGAUAAUUAACUAAAAAAUUUGAUUUUUUUCUAAACAUAAAGUUUAAAACGUAACAACUCAUUCACUUUUUCAUACAUUAAAUAGAUUCUGGAGUUUCAGACACCUGUAAGUAUGGUUUGUAUGCUGUGCAAAAUUCAUCAAAGAAUCUCUCUUAAUUGUGAAGAAAAAUGUACUUAUAGCCACAAAUGCAGCCAACAGUAAGUGCAAAAAUGAUGAAAUUUCAUAUCUAAAAAAAAUUAUUUUGUUAUGUUUUCGCACUUCCACUCCUAUGAGUGUGAAUCCUGAAUCCUUCCUGGUCAUGCUGACAAAGUUUUAUGGAUUUACUUGUAAAAGUAUAGACAGUGGAAAUAUAAAUGUCCUGUUGUGCCUCUCCUGCUCCAAGUCGGACCGUUUGACGUCCUACCCCCCCGUAACGAUUUCUUUAUUAAUUACAAUAUUUCAUAGCACGGUUCGGCUGCUGCCGACAUCUAAUCCAAACCUACAACCUCUGCAGCAAACUUCACAGCGAAUGAGCAGUAAGUCCAACGCUAAAGCGGCGCAUCAACUGUCAACUUUUCACUACAGAUUACACAAACACAAAUGGGCAAAUACGACAGCACUCGUAUUUGUGUAAACCGUGGUGCAGAGCUGAAAGCAGACGCCACGCUUGGUACUGAUUAUCCUACAGGACUUUUAAAUUUGGAUCAGAUAUCAACAGCAGCUGCAAGAUGUUAUGCAAUAAAUAAAUAUAAAUCUCUGGGUGAUGUAGACAGUACUGUGCGUAAAAUUUAAUAACGGUCGCGGACUCAUUUCAGGAAUUAAUUCUCCUGAUAAUAUCUCGGAGACAUACAUCUAUUUCAUCGUAAAAGGGAGCAUGUAAGAAACGAUUAAGACCUUUCGUUUUACUUUGUCUUAUCGCACAAUAUAACAAGAGAAACUGCUUGUUCACUGUGACUCUUCCAUUUGUAACAGCAUUCGCAAACAUCCAGUCAUAGCUAUCAAUUCUGAGUGAUCAUCAACGGUGUAGCAAGAAGUUCUUUUAUGUGGCAUUUUCCUCUUUUCAUAGUCAAUCUGCUCCUAAUUAAUUACCUGAAAACGAAGGUAGGAUGUAUUUUGCUGCACUCAGUCUGUUUCUCUACAUCAGUGUUUUUCAACUUUUUUGAAUAUGCGAUCCCUGUCCUAGUAAAAAUAUUCUGGCGACUCCCAGAACUAGGUGGGUUGAGUGACAAGUAAUGCCACCAUCUUCAUUAAUUGGGUUUGGAUGGGAAUAUUUUAAUAAAUGAAACGCAGAAAUAAUCCUUAGAAUGUGAUCUUCAAUUACCAAUAUUCACUUUUACACAUAAUCACCAGCCAGUUGGAUACAUUUCUGCCAACGAAUGCAGUGAUGAACAAGUUUUCUGAAGCCGUCACGAAAGAAGACGACACUUUGUUUCCGCAACCACUGUUUCACAGUUCUCUCGUAAUGGUGUACCCAUGUUUCGUCUGCUGUCACAAUUGAAUGCAGAAAGACGUCACCUUCAUUCUCGUAACGAGAGGAGAGUGCCCGGCAAACUUCAAGUCUGUGUGCUUUCAUUUCAGGAGUCAGCAUCCGGGGUACCCAUCGUGCACAGAUCUUCCGACAGCCAAACAGAGCAAUAAUGUGACCCACACGUUCUUGUGAAAUGCCGAUUGUGCUUGCAAUUUCUCUCUGAGUGAUAUGACGAUCGUCCUGAAUCAAUCUGUCAACAUUUUGCUUGUGGAACUCGGUGGUUGCUGUUACAGGACGCCCAACACUGUGUGUCACGCAGGUCUGAUGUUCGCGCCUCAACAUCUUUAAACUUACUCGCCCAACGACGCACAGUACUCCCAUCAACACAAUCACAAUAAACUGCUUUCAUUCUCUGAUGAAUAUUCUUAGGGGUGACACCUUCUCCUGUCAAGAAUUCAAUGUCUGCACGUAGCUUAAAUAGCACUGACCGACCGUCUACGCAGAGUUCGAUACUUUACACUGUAACAACACAACCAUUCAAUGCUAAGGCUUCCCGUCAACUGGAGCUGUAAAGAAGAGGCUGUGAAACAAACCAGUACCUGCCGCAUACCGGUGCUGCCAACUGUUGAAGAGUUACGAAGGUGGAGGCAUUACUUUUCAGUCAACCGUCGUAUAAGAAAAGUAUGUCGGUGAUUUCAAAGGCAACGUAUUUACUUUUCUUUUUAUUGACACUAUACUGAUGGAGAAAUCAAGUGCAUGUGAAAAGAGGUCGCAGCGCUCUAUAGGAAGAGAUAUAAUUAUAUUCCUUGCCGCCGUAGUGGCGUGGAUGUGAGAAGAGGUCAGCAUGAGCACUGUCGCGUGUUUUUGGUCACUACAAUCAGUUGUCCGAGUACGCCAGCAAGUACGGACGAGAUUAUUGUCUUCGCGCUUCGCUCUGAGCGAGCAUAAAAUGGACAAGUCUCUUUUAAGCUGCAACUGCUUUCUCCUGCGUCCGCGAUACCUGAGCUACCCACAGGCUGAAAAACACAGCUCUAGACCAUAGAGCGUAACGAACUUGCGAACGUUAGUUUUUGUGUCACUUUGAAGUUAUGACAGUAAUGAACAAGGCUAACUUCGCCUCAGAUAUGUAGUGACCACGAACAGACCUUUGGUGAAAUAGGAAAGACAACUUUCUCAACAAAAUCAGAAAACAUUACUUAUUUUUACACAGGGUAAAAAAGUUUGGGGGGGGGGUCAAUAAAAACUUGAAAUUCUUGUCUUAUGUUGUUGGCUGCAAAAUAUUAUUUAACUAUAAUUACAAAGUGUUGCAAAGUGUAAUAAUUUUUAUUCUUGAUGUAUAUUUCGUGAACAAAAUAAAAUGUUGAACAAUCAUCAAA
Schistocerca gregaria is the source of this 5201-nucleotide messenger RNA. RefSeq lists its product as uncharacterized. The transcript is spliced from 2 exons. The record is from RefSeq and is a predicted model, not a curated record. NCBI's taxonomy places the organism in Eukaryota, Metazoa, Arthropoda, Insecta, Orthoptera, Acrididae. Bases 122 to 1186 code for a protein of 354 amino acids.